UGGGGCGUCACCAUUGUUUAUUGCGUGAGAGAUUUAGCAAAACAUAGAGGAUCGGAUUCCACCGCUUGCGCGUCUCCGUGACAACAAGAGUAUAAAUUACGCGCACGGGGGCGUUUGUGUUUGUGCUUUUGUGUUUGUGUGUCACAGGUGUCGUUGCACUGUUACACUGGUCGGUCAGCCCGGAAGCUAAAAAGGACAACCACUACCAUGCAAUAAGUCCCUUAAAACGCGGCGUUUCAGUCUCCGUCUCUCUCUCUCUCCGACUGUUGGUACAGGAGCUAAUCGGACGGACACUGAGUCCAGCUCAUGAUCGUGUGGUGUUUAAGUUUGUUAUGAGAACUAAAUAGAAGCCUUGGUUGUCUAUGAAGUCAUUUAAAUCAUGGAGAUGGCUGAUGAGAAAACGGACUGCAUUCACUGAUGGGGGAAAAUGUGGAUUCAAGAUGCAGCUGCCGUUUAUGGGAGUUGUGUGUACAGUUAUGUUGUUUGUUGUAUAUCGAAUCACAAAUUAUCAGUAUCAUCACACUGAGAUGGAAGGGAAGUACCGUCAUUUUAACACCAUAAAGGAAUCGCGUUUGGGAUCUAGAUAUUUGGAUGGUUUGCCUCGUGGUAUUAUACAAGCUAGGUCAGAUUUGGAGUUAAGGCCUCUAUGGUCAACAAGUAGUUCACGGUCAAAGAUCAAUGGUUAUAGCAACCGUAACUUGCUGGCGAUGCCAGUUGGUAUUCAGCAAAAGCUAAAUGUUGAUGCUGUUGUGCAAAAGUUUCUUCCAGAGAAUUUUACAAUUAUUCUAUUCCAUUAUGAUGACAAUGUGGAUGGGUGGCGGGACCUCAACUGGAGUAAGAAAGCCACACAUAUAGUUGCUCAGAACCAAACAAAGUGGUGGUUUGCUAAGCGCUUUCUACAUCCGGAUGUUGUGUCCAUUUAUGAUUACAUUUUUCUUUGGGAUGAAGAUUUGGGGGUUGCACAUUUUAACCCAGCAAGGUACCUGAAUAUUGUGAAAACAGAAGGACUGGAGAUAUCUCAGCCAGCUUUGGACCCAAAUUCAACAGAUAUACAUCAUAGAAUUACUAUUCGUGCUCGGACAAAGAGGUUUCAUAGGAGAGUCUAUGACCGUAGAGGCAGUGUGAAGUGUUCAGAUUCCAGUGAGGGGCCACCAUGCACUGGAUUUGUUGAAGGCAUGGCUCCGGUGUUUUCAAGGUCUGCUUGGCAUUGCACCUGGCAUCUUAUACAGAAUGAUCUCGUCCAUGGAUGGGGAAUGGAUAUGAAACUUGGGUAUUGUGCGCAGGGGGACCGCACUAGGAAUGUGGGAGUCAUUGAUAGCGAAUAUGUAGUUCAUAAGGGCAUACAAACUUUGGGUGGGAGUGGACCGCCUUCUAAAAAGACCUCAAAUCAUGAAGAGUUGACAAAGAGACAUGGUCCUUCAGCUUUUGAUGUGCGAACUGAGAUUAGGAGGCAAUCAACAUGGGAGCUUCAAAUCUUCAAAGAGCGUUGGAAUCGAGCGGUCGAGGCCGACAAGAAGUGGGUUGAUCCGUUUAGAAGAGGGAAAAUAUACAGAAAAAGAAGUCGCCAACACUGAGUUCUCUUCACUCCUAACCUAACCAAGAUGCUUGGAUAUGUGUUAGUUGGGCUUCAUCCACAGACACCCACUAUCAUCUAUACUUGAUAGGGUUAUUGAGUUUGUCAUAUUUAUUUCAUUAUUUGAACCACCUCAUAUUUGUUCUAAGAAAAUUUAGAUUUUGCCUUUUGUAUCUAGCUGUAGCUGUCUUAUAUAUAUAUGAACAAUGAGCAUUUUUUGGGGUACCUGAUGGUUCAGGCAGCUUAUUUACAUUUGCUUAAUUGUACAAGUCCUUCAUUUUU
Corylus avellana is the source of this 1855-nucleotide messenger RNA. RefSeq lists its product as uncharacterized. Lineage: Eukaryota; Viridiplantae; Streptophyta; Magnoliopsida; Fagales; Betulaceae. The record is from RefSeq and is a predicted model, not a curated record.